Molecule: messenger RNA, 1540 nt
Organism: Hipposideros armiger (great roundleaf bat)
Lineage: Eukaryota; Metazoa; Chordata; Mammalia; Chiroptera; Hipposideridae
Product: arylsulfatase H
Exons: 8
Coding region: 1-1404 (467 amino acids)
Molecular function (GO): arylsulfatase activity
Source: RefSeq, a predicted model, not a curated record
AUGGCCAACACAACAACUGCCAUCUUCUCCAUGGUUUUUUCUUCCCCGGCUGUUUUCAGUGCCUUGGAGAUGGGGAACUGCUGGCUGUCGCUAACACUGUGUUGCUUGUUUGGGGGCCUUAACGGAACGUUUGUGACAAGGAACUCCAGGCCCAAUAUUGUCCUUUUAAUGGCGGAUGACCUUGGAGUGGGGGACUUAGGCUGCUAUGGCAAUUACACCAUGAGCACACCCAACAUCGACCGCCUGGCGAGGGAGGGAGUAAAGCUCACGCAGCACCUGGCGGCCGCCUCUGUCUGCACCCCGAGUCGGGCUGCCUUCCUGACUGGCCGGUACCCCAUCAGAUCAGGAAAGUGGCACCAAGGCCUGAGCUGUGCGUCCCGGGAUGAUCACUGUUACCACCCCCUGAACCACGGGUUCGACUACUUCUACGGGCUGCCCUUAGGCCUUCUGAGCGACUGCCAAGCAUCCGAGACACCGGAGCUGCACAGCCGGCUCAGGGUCCAGCUCUGCGUGGCCACGGCAGGCAUCGGCCUCGCCUCUCUCCUGCUCCUUGUCCCCAAGCUCGCCGGCUGGCUCGCGGUCCCCUGGACGGUCAUCGUGACCGUCGCACUGCUCGCCCUCCUGUUUUUCGCGUCCUGGUACGCCAGCUACGGCUUCACUCGGCGAUGGAACUGCGUCCUGAUGAGAAACCACGAAAUCCUCCAGCAGCCGAUGCGAGAAGACCAAGUCUCCAUGCUCAUGCUGAAGGAAGCCCUGAGCUUCAUCGACAGGUAUAAACAUGGGCCUUUCCUGCUGCUUUUUUGUUUUCUGCACGUCCACACGCCACUGACCACCCAGGAGAAGUUUGUGGGGCACAGUAAACACGGACGGUACGGUGACAACGUCGAAGAGAUGGAUUGGAUGGUGGGUAAGAUCCUGGAGGCCCUGGACCAGGAGCGCCUGACCAAGCACACGCUGGUGUACUUCACCUCGGACAACGGGGGCCGUCUGGAGGCCGGCGGGGCCCAGCUGGGCGGCUGGAACGGGCUCUACAAAGGUGACACCGUUGGUUUCCGUCUCUUCUGCUGUGGUGUCUCGUUCUCCCCAGAGGGCGCUGGGGCCUGCUAUGGGAGUGACAUGUGCUCCUGCACCACGGACGUGACCUACCACGACCCUCCCCUCCUGUUUGACGUCUCGCGAGACCCUUCUGAGGUGCGACCUCUCAGCCCUGACAAUGAAGCGUUAUUCCACUCCGUGGUCCAGAAAGUCGAGGCGGCCGUAAAGGAGCAUCGCAAGACACUCACGCCAGCCCCACUGCAGCUGUCGGUGUUCAACACGCUUUGGAAGCCGUGGCUGCAGCCCUGCUGUGGGACAUUCCCUUUUUGUGGGUGUGACAAAGAAGACGACAUUAUCCCCAACGCUUGAAGAGCAGGAAAGGACCACUUGCUACCAACCACCGACUCACUGUUACAAAGCUCGUCAGAGCCAUUCUCAGCUGACUCAUCCACCCCGUUUGGGAUCGGAAACGAUGUCUUCCACCCGUUUUUUGUUUUUUUUUCGA